Molecule: messenger RNA, 2116 nt
Organism: Corylus avellana
Lineage: Eukaryota; Viridiplantae; Streptophyta; Magnoliopsida; Fagales; Betulaceae
Product: RING/U-box superfamily protein
Source: RefSeq, a predicted model, not a curated record
AUCAACCAUUGCUAGAGAGACCCCACCAUUUUGAUAUCAACCUCUACAAUGAACGGUCCAAUUAACCCCUUACUCAGUUGCACAGCUCAUAUGUGAUUUCAAUGUCUCUGUCUCUCUCCCAGAAAAGAGUUUUACGGAAGCAAUGGAGCACAGAGAUGACGCUAUUUUUUCUGGGGAAAAUAAACGUUUCUAACUGAAAACAAACUUGCAUAUGAAUUAGGAUGAAAGUUGAAUGUUUUAGAUUUUGUGGUGACAAGUGUUGCGGGGAUCUUGUUGCAAGCCAUUCAGCAUAUUAGGCAAGUUAUAUAUUUCUUCACUAAGAGAAUUUGGGGGGAAAAAAAGGUCCAAAAAAUCGGAUUGCUCGUUAUUGUGGAUCUAUGCUUUCUUGCCUUCUAAGCUGGUUGGCUGACUUAGAUGGAUGAUCCCUCUCUGGAAACAAAUAGCAGCGCUCUAACUGACCAAUACCCUUUGCUAAUGGAGCGUGUGGGAAGCCAUAAUGAUCAUGAGCACAUAAUUGACAUAUCUAGAAAUGGCGAUGCGUCAUCAAGCUCUUCUCAUGAUGAUCAGCCACCUAGGACGGAUUCAACUCAACAUGAAGAUAGACCAUCAAGUGGCACAAGGCCCCCAACUUAUCAAACUUCUUUGGCUUCGUCAAAUAGAUUAAACUCUAGGACUUCGUCGUUCAGGAGAAGAGGUGAUGGCUAUGGUCGUCGCCGUAGGAGCCCAUUGAAUUCUGGGCUUUGGAUCUCUGUUGAACUAGUUGUCACUGUGAGUCAAAUUAUAGCAUCUGUUGUUGUUUUGUCAUUGUCAAGAAAUGAAAAUCCUCAAACCCCAUUGUUUGAAUGGGUCGUGGGUUAUGCAUCCGGCUGUGUUGCAACACUUCCUAUUCUUUACUGGCGAUAUCGUAACCGCAACCAGAGUACUGAGCAAGAUUCUUCUCAAUCACAUCAAGGCUCUUCUCAAAGCAAUACUCCUGAACCUACAUCUUAUACUGCUAUCUCUGCCACUCAAUCUUUAGAUGAGGAAAAUAUUCAGAACUCAGAAAAUUUCUCAAGGAACAAUCAACUUGGAACCCUAAGUGCACGACUCAAUGGAUUAGUGGACCAUUUCAAGAUGGCCUUGGACUGCUUCUUUGCAGUCUGGUUUGUUGUGGGCAAUGUCUGGAUAUUCGGAGGUCACUCUUCACCCUCUGAUGCACCCAAGUUGUAUAGGUUAUGUAUAGUGUUUCUUACCUUCAGCUGUAUUGGAUAUGCCAUGCCUUUCAUACUAUGUGCAACGAUAUGUUGCUGCUUGCCUUGCAUAAUUUCUAUUUUGGGUUCUCGCGAGGAUCUUUCUCAGACUAGAGGGGCUACCCCAGAAUCUAUAAAUGCUCUGCCAACGUACAAGUUCAAGUUGAAGAAAAAUGGGAAUGCUGAGGAUCAGGAAAUCAACUCGGGUGUGAAUGAAGGUGGGGUCUUGGCUGCAGGAACAGAAAAGGAACGUGCCAUAUCAGGGGAAGAUGCGGUUUGUUGUAUAUGCUUGGCGAAAUAUGCGGACGAUGAAGAGUUGAGGGAGCUGCCCUGCUUUCAUGUCUUUCACGUGGAGUGUGUUGACAAAUGGUUAAAGAUCAAUGCUUUAUGUCCGCUUUGUAAAAGUGAGGUUGGCGAGUGCAGUGUCACCUCAUCUUCAUCGAGAGACUCCGGCCAGCACUAGAAUGAAGAGGACAGGAAAUCGGCGGCAGAAUGUGACCAACAUAGGGGAUAUGGUUUAUAAGCCCUCAAGUCUCAAACCUCAAUUGUUGGUGCAAGCUUGGAGCGGGGUCUCAUGGCAUGCGAAUGCCCCUGCUAAAUUCCAAGCACAACAACAAAUUCCAUUGUGUUGUGCAGAAUAAUACAUUUGUGAUUUGUAUCUGUCUGAGACCUUUGGUCUUUAGAGAGGUAGGUGGUUUGGCCCUAGCAUCAGAUAAGGCAUAUACACACUUGUGUUGUUCCAAGUGUAUCUGUAAGCCAUAUCUAUGAGAAACCGAGCUUUGUAAAAAAAAUGACAUUAUUUUCCAUUCUUGGUUGGAGAAUGUGUUUUAUAAGUAUACUUACAUAUGUACAUUAUAAUUACUAAAUCACGAUGGGUUUUUUUCUCU